AUGGGCUCCAUUGAUUGUAUGCAUUGGCGAUGGAAAAAUUGUCCUCUUAGAUUGAAAGGGUUGCUCUCUGGAAGAGCUAAUAAGCGAACAUUGAUUUUAGAAGCUGUAGCAUCGCAAGACCUUUGGAUCUGGCAUGCUUUCUUUGGAACGCCAGGUAGGUGUAAUGAUAUCAAUGUUCUUGAUAGAUCUCCAUUAUUUACAGAUGUUUUUGAAGGUCGUGCACCACCUAUUAAUUAUGUCGUGAAUGGGCACCAAUACAGUAUGGGAUAUUAUCUCACUGAUGGUAUACACCUAAAAUGGGCAGCAUUCAUUCCCACGAUAUCCCUCCCCCAAAACGAAAAGGAAGGCCUUUUUGCCAAGUUACAAAAAAGUCGACGAAAGGAUAUGGAACGUGCAUUUGGGGUACUUCAAGCUCGUUUUGCAAUAAUUAGUCAACCUGCUCUAGCUCGUAAUACAUCAAUGCUUGGAAAAAUUAUGAUAGCUUGUAUUAUUAUACAUAACAUGAUUGUUGAGGAUGAACGAGAUACAUAUUUAAAUUAUAAGGACCCAAGUGAGUAUGACCAAGCCGUGGAACAACCUUCAUCCUCGAACAGAAGAAAUAAUGGAGAGCCAUUUCAAUUUCACAACGGUGCUGAGAGGAUAGCAAAUUUGGAUACUUACAUGUCUAAUAGAGUUCGAGUUCGUGAUGAAGUUAUGAAUAGAGCCCUCAAGUCAGAUCUGGUAGAACAUUUGUGGCUAAAAUAUGGAGGUAAUAAUAGGGAAGAGGGUAAUAAUAGAGAGUAA
This is a messenger RNA of Spinacia oleracea (spinach), 783 nucleotides long. RefSeq lists its product as uncharacterized. The transcript has a single exon. Bases 1 to 783 code for a protein of 260 amino acids. The record is from RefSeq and is a predicted model, not a curated record. NCBI's taxonomy places the organism in Eukaryota, Viridiplantae, Streptophyta, Magnoliopsida, Caryophyllales, Amaranthaceae.